AAAAAGCGUGUGACAUUUGUACAGUCAUUUAUUUGUAGUUUAUGUAGCAAAGCAGCUAAUUGUUUGUAUUGUAUUCUUGUUGUCUGCAUUCAAAACUUUUUUACUUCGUUUAAUUAGUAAUUUCACCUCGAGUCGUAUUUAUGUUUUAAUCCAUCAACAACAUGUUACCUAGAAUAGUGUUGCUAUUCCAAUUUGUUAGCAUAUUUUAUGUUCAACAAGCAUAUGGAAAAUGUUCGAUGCCACAAAUCUUGCGCGGUUCUUGGUUUUCAUGGGAAUCUGGCAAACCAACACUAACCAUAAUUGAUGAUAUCUCAAUGUCGCGCUAUGGUGAAUGUGUUACAUUCCUACGGGAUGGAGCGGAUUAUACGUUUGUUAUGAAAUCAAGACAAGAACAAAAUUGCCAUUAUUGCGUUAAAACCUAUCCAAGAACGUUAAAUGUGUUUGAAAAGACUGUUGGCCCAUGUGUCACAUUGGAAGCGGACAAAGAGCCAACUAUUGAACGUGUAUGCACUGGAAUUAACAUUGACCAGCAACUCAUUACGCUUUUCAACGAGAAUUACAUUCCGAUCAAUUGCCGAUCGUCGUUAGAAGGUGUUUGGCAAUUUGCAUAUCAGAAUCGUUUCCGAUUCACCGGUGAAUGUGACAAUCCAGACGCUCAAAUUCGCUCGUGCCAAACGGCCGGUACACAAUUUUUGAUCACUAAUCAAAAAUUCAACAUCACAUACAAGCAAUGCCAAGGUAUGACGGGAACUUUCAACGGUGUCGUUGAAUACAGUUGUCUGGGCGAUUGGUUUGUUGGCAAGAACCAUUACUUUGCUGUGGCCAACACAAAAGAAAGUCGAAAAGAUGAAAAAUAUCGGUGUUUCUUGAAGAAUCGAGACGAUGACCUUUAUAUUGGUGUUUCAAUUACGGCCGAAUGCAAUACCCUCAAAACCGUCGAAAAAUCUCCGGAGAGAUUGCGUGUGACACCAGUGAAAGCGGAAGUCGUUGAGGCAGGUUGUCGUUUGCCACAGAAUUUCAGCGGUGAUUGGGUCAAUACAGCCAACAUUGAUGCCGAUGUUUUCAUUAAUGAAACUCAUUUGAUUGAAACUUACUACCCGGACAAGGCUCGUUAUCGUCGAACCAUUUAUGUUUGCAAAGAACAGAGAGACACCCGUAUUAUGAUGGCUCGUUUAACUGUUGACGGAUGUCAAAAGGAUUAUGUAUGCUUCGACUUUGUACCAAGACAUCACAAUAUCAUUCGAUUCCGACGUGGUUUGGCUGUGAUAAAGGAUGACUUCAGUACGGUUUGCUCGUGGGUGCAAUUCCCUAACAGAGAAGAAUGGAAAUACGAUCUAUUCUUAUCAAAAAAUCCGGUGCCAGUGCGAUGUCCCGUAGCUGGAAAGUUCAACUUUACGCAAAGAGGCGAACAUCCAUUCAAAACACGUAUUCUUGGUGGUGUUACGUUGAGUCCUCGGCCUGACAUUCGUUGCAAACAAAACAUAUCCGAUUUUUCGGUGUGCGGAACUGAUCAAAAGGAAAUUAUGAUUGAUGAAAACUAUUGUUUGUCCGUGGAUCAUCUUGGUAGACCAGUUGAUAUUUAUCACGACCCCGAUUACAUCCUGCGAUGCAUUGGUUUCUUCAAGGAAAACUUAAAAUCAUACCUUAUUACUUAUGAUGAUUUGGAUCCACUUUCGAAAUAUCGUUGCUGGGUGUAUCAAAGAGCCGAUUUGAAUCGAGUGCUCAUCUCACAAGCUGUCGGUGCAUUCUGUCAUAUCAAACAAGAUGUAACAUCAUGGAAUUAUACUGAAGGAGCGGUCGUCGCUCUGGACAUGACCGAAUACGAAAGAGAACGCGAUCAAUGUCCCAUGUACUUUGAUGAUGGUUCAUAUCCAUGGUCAAACACGGAAAAUUUCAUCAAGAUCUUCAACUGGGACUUUGUACGUAGUUCCGCGGCAAUGUUGCUACCACUCUCAUUAACUAUAGCAAUAACAAUACCAAUUAUGUGCCUUGUGCAGAGACAUUUAUUGCAUUAAGUUGCAUUUUUUUUCACCAGACAAGUCAAAUCAAGAAAAUGAAAUUAGAACAAAAUUCAAAAUUGUCGCUCAAAUUCGCGGAUUAGAUUUAGUUUUGGCGCUUUUUUUGUUAAAUUCAAUUUCCGUCCAUUUCGAAACAUUACGACGCAAUAUUUGAAUCGCAAGUAUUGUAAAGCCAUUGAGUUAGAUUUACACCAGACAUUAGAUUAUAAGGUUAAGGAAUCUAUGAAAAAGAGGUAAACAACGCAGCAGCUCAUUUUAGUACUUUACAAUUCAUUUCACGGCUCGUUUAGCCGUUGAUAUUCAGGUCAAUCCGUUCAGAUUUGAUGAAUGAAUCUCACGUUUUUCAAUUACGUACCACUUUUGAGGUGCGAUAAGAUAAAAAUUUUUUUACAUUCAUUUUUGACAAGAGGUAGAAAGAGAGAUAUGUAGAAUGUUCGUUCCAGUAGUGUCUUAUUAAUGUCUUGAAAUUCAAACGCAAAACAAAAGUAAAUAAACAAACCAAACUAAAAA
Messenger RNA from Sitodiplosis mosellana (orange wheat blossom midge), 2528 nucleotides. RefSeq lists its product as uncharacterized. Lineage: Eukaryota; Metazoa; Arthropoda; Insecta; Diptera; Cecidomyiidae. The record is from RefSeq and is a predicted model, not a curated record. The transcript has 9 exons. The coding region runs from base 162 to 2015 and encodes 617 amino acids.